GAAACUUGAAGGAAGCAGCUUAGAGAGAGAGAGAGAGAGAUGAGGACUCCUUGCUGCGAGAAGAUGGGGCUGAAGAAGGGGCCAUGGACGCCUGAAGAAGAUCAGAUUCUGAUCUCUUACAUCCAGAGAUUUGGCCAUGGCAACUGGAGGGCACUGCCGAAACAAGCAGGUCUGUUGAGGUGUGGAAAGAGUUGCAGGCUUCGAUGGACGAAUUACUUGAGGCCUGGCAUUAAGCGAGGGAACUUCAGUAAGGAAGAAGAAGACACCAUUAUCAAGCUCCAUCAACUUCUUGGAAACAGAUGGUCUGCCAUUGCGGCCAAAUUGCCAGGAAGAACAGACAACGAGAUCAAGAACUUCUGGAACACUCGGCUGAAGAAAAAGCUCACGAAACUUGCGGGGGCAGCGGCUCACUCAUCAAGCACCAUAAAUCAUGACUAUCAUCAGCAAUCCAUUCGUCAAAUUCCCAUUUGCUUCGCAGCCACAAGGAGGUCUGCUGGGCCUGCCAUGAAUUUCUCAAGCCAUGAUCAGAAUAUCUCUACACGAAAGCUUGUUGAUGAUGAUGAUCAUCGUCAUCAGAAUCAUCAUCAGAACAAUAUUCACCAUUCAAGUUCUUCCAGUGAUGAUGAAAUGCGAGCAACAAAGAACUCUUUCAUGGCCGCCAAGUUUAUGGAUCCAAGGCUUCGGUUAAUGCCUUCUUCUGCGGAUUCUACAGGCUGCAGGAAUAUUGUUCAUGAUAGUGGCCAUUUCAAUAUCACCAGUGAUGACAUGAAUUUUUGGUUCAACGUCUUCGUUGAGGCCCAAGAGUUGCCGGCAUUAACAAGUCCUCGUCGUCUCGAUAAAUGACACAAAUUUUAGCUCAAUCGAGUUAAAAAAUGCCUAGAAAAUAAAACAAUUGCUUUUCUAUACCAUUUUGUGUACUGUUUGUGGUUGGUUUUCUGCAAUUUGGAAGGAUUAAUGUGAAAGAGCUGGUAGUGUGAUCAUAAAGUGGCUGUAUAGCAUGAAUUGUUUUGAGUUUCAGCCGACUAAGUUCAAUAAUGGUUGAUCCAUCAAAGACACAUCUUUCCUAUUU
This is a messenger RNA of Diospyros lotus (date-plum), 1069 nucleotides long. Its product is annotated as transcription factor MYB4-like. The record is from RefSeq and is a predicted model, not a curated record. The transcript has 3 exons. Lineage: Eukaryota; Viridiplantae; Streptophyta; Magnoliopsida; Ericales; Ebenaceae. The coding region runs from base 40 to 843 and encodes 267 amino acids.